AUGGGGGUCCAUGGUCUGUGGCAACUGCUGCAGCCGGUCGGUCGGCCCGUGACACUCGAGUCGUUGCAGGGCAAGCGACUAGCGAUCGAUUCGUCUAUCUGGCUGUAUCAUUUCCAGAUGGCGAUGCGUGAUCGGGAUGGGCGGACGAUGGCGCACGCGCAUCUCCUUGGAUUCCUGUGGCGCAUUCUCAAGUUGCUCUACUACGGCAUCAAGCCUGUGUUUGUUUUUGAUGGCGGUGCGCCUGAGCAGAAACGACGAACACUGAUACAGCGCAAGCAGCGGCGCGCGACGGCGGCUGAAUCGUAUGUGAGAACGGCGGAAAAGCUGCUGGCUGCACAGAUGCGGCAGGCUGCUCUUUCGCGGCCGGAAGCUCUUGAGCCAGGGACUGUUUUUCAUGACGAAGUGAAUGCGGCACCUGUCAAGUAUGUUGUGCCCAAGGAUCCGUACCAGCUGCCAGCCAUGCCACCGAAUGCACUGCGUGCGUCGGACCGAAAAGACAUUCGCCUCGCCACCGAGGCAGAGCUGCGUGCGUUGGUACAUUCCAUGGCGCCGGAAGACCUCGAUAUACACUCUGAUCUGUUUACGAAUUUGCCUCCUGAGCUGCAGUACGAAUUGGUGGGCGACCUGCGCAUGCAAUCGAGAACCACGUCGUACAAGCGUCUGCAAGACAUGUUGCAUGCGGCCCCUACGGCGAUCGACUUUUCCAAGGCCCAGGUCGCUGCGCUGAAAACACGCAACGAUCUCACGCAAAAGGUACUGACCGUCACGGACGAACUGGGCCAUGCGAAUAUCCCCAUGCGUGUUGAGGGACUCCGGAAUCGCGAGUAUGUCUUGACCCACAUCGAUGCCGGGGACGGCGGCUUUGCGCUGGGUGCGCGAGACGCUGGAACGUCACGAGAUAAGCCUAUUGUGAUCGAAGACAUCAAGCCUGUGAUCGAGGAAGAGGACGAGGAGGAGGAGAUGGACGACGUGGACAUUCCCACGAUGCCGCCGAAGGUCGAGGCUAUGAGCCCGCCGCCUCACGAGGAGCUUCGCGAGCUCGACGAGCCAGCGCUUCGAUCCCAUUCGGAGCUCACUCGAGUAGGCGAACUUCCUCCAGAGGCGCCUACCGCCCACCCUUCGUCCCCUGCGUUCGAGUUCCUUGGGGCCUCGCCAGAGCUCUCGCCAUGCGAGUCGCAUGUCUCACCCGACACCAGGCCUUCUAGUCCCAUUCGAGGCGCCGUAUCCCCGUCAUCGUGGGAGGCCGAAUCAGCGCACCUGGAGCAAGCGCCAGCGAACGCAGGCCGCGGCAAGUCACCGACUCCUACUCAGCCGCAUGAAGCGCCCCUCGAGGCAGCGUCUCCUGGGGCGUCUCCUGCCUCUUUUGAGCAUGUCUCAGAGCCUCGCACGGAAGGACGUAGUACGGCGCGUGACUCGAUCGAGCCGCAUGUGAUGCCCCGGAAGACUGCACACUCGGCACUAGGCGAUGCUACUGUGCUCGUCGAAGAGCCUCGCAUCGAGCCACGCGCCACGUCCGCUCAGCCUGUUCCCCUGUCGCCUGAGUCUCCACCGAACGAACGCGACUUGAUGGCCCUGCCUACAGAGACCCAUGCAAAACAGAUACCCACUGAGCCAUCCCCCCCUCCUGAGCCGCCCCUGUUCAUGCCGUCACCAUCCCCACCCCCGCUGGGUCUCGAUGGCUUUCCGCUCUCGGACACGGUGGAAGAAGAGCCUGAGCUCGAGGCGGACCAGACCGAGUUUGCCGAUUUUGCCAGCGCCACCAGUGGGCAGAGUCUGCCAGACAUGCGCCGCCAGGUUGAGGCGGAUGUGGAUGCGCUACGUCGUGAACGGGCGCGACUGAAGCAGCCCGAGCAGGAAACCACGCACCAGAUGACUCUAGAGAUUCAAGCCAUGCUGCGCCUAUUUGGCCUACCCUAUAUCACGGCGCCGAUGGAAGCGGAAGCGCAGUGUGCACAACUUUCGAUACAGCACCUUGUGGAUGGCAUCAUCACCGACGACAGCGAUGUGUUCCUGUUUGGUGGCUCGCCGGUGUACCGACACAUGUUUAAUCAUCGUCAAUCUGUCGAGUGUUACUGGAUGUCGGACAUGGAGCGCGAGCUGGGCUUGUCACGCACGCGGCUCAUUCAGCUGGCAUUUUUGCUGGGCAGCGACUACACCGAGGGCUUGACGGGCGUGGGCCCCGUUCUAGCGAUGGAAAUCCUGUCGCUGUAUCCGGGCGACCAUGCUCUUGAGUCGUUCCGCGACUGGUGGCGCGAGGUGCAGAUGGGCCACGACACGAUGCCGCGGUCCAAAGUCCGCGCUCGCAUCCAGCGCGCUCUUCGUGACAAGGUGCACUUGUCAUCCGACUGGCCCGAUGUGUAUGAGCGUGAGGCGUAUGUGGCGCCGCACGUCGAUGACAGUGACGAGCCGUUUGUGUGGGGCCACGCAGAUCUCGAUGCGAUCCGCGCCUUCCUGCACGAGUACCUGCACUGGCCGGCGUCCAAGACGGAUCAGUACGUCCUGCCUGUCCUGGAGCAGCAGCGCAAAACAGCCCGACUGCAACGUGUGCAGGCGACGCUGGACCAGGCAGGAUUUGUCGGCGGACGCGUGCCGCACAAGGCGACGUCCUUCACGUCGACGCGUCUGCAGCAUGCCGUCGAGCAGUUUCGAGCAUCCAAGCGGCCUAGACCUUCUACCUAG
This is a messenger RNA of Malassezia restricta, 2679 nucleotides long. Its product is annotated as DNA excision repair protein ERCC-5. Gene Ontology annotation, biological process: nucleotide-excision repair. The record is from RefSeq and is a predicted model, not a curated record. Gene Ontology annotation, molecular function: single-stranded DNA binding; DNA endonuclease activity. The coding region runs from base 1 to 2679 and encodes 892 amino acids. NCBI's taxonomy places the organism in Eukaryota, Fungi, Basidiomycota, Malasseziomycetes, Malasseziales, Malasseziaceae. The transcript has a single exon. Gene Ontology annotation, cellular component: nucleus.